GCAACCAGUCCUGAGCACUUCAAAUACGGAAUCCCCGUUCAGAACUACGCUACUCAAGGUCGUGGAGAUAGAUCUGACCCUGACCUAGCUUUUCAUUCAUCCUGACUUUUCAAGCUUAACAGAUAUCUAUGCUGGACAUGUCGAAUCUUACAGACUUCCAGAUUACAAGAUAUAAAAACAUUCAAGAAGACUAUUAAACCGAGUAGAUCGAGUGCAGUCAAGUAGUCAGAAUACUGCCCAUUGGACGUUAUUAAGGACCUUGAACGGUACCAAAACAUCAAGGAGUGAGCUCCGUAUGAGAUUUUCUCAGGUGUUUACAUCUAAUGUCAGAGCUGUUAUUAUUGGACCUCCUGGUUCAGGAAAGGCUACCAUCUCUUUGCGUUUACAGAAAGACUUUGAUUUGAAAUAUAUCUGUUGUGGAAAUAUGCUAAGAAACCAUGUUACUUUAAAAACAGAUAUUGGGAAUCAGGUAAGCAGGUUUGUCCAGAAUGGUUCACUUGUUCCCGACGGUUUAGUCACUAAAAUGAUGAUUGCUGAGUGUCAAAAUUAUGCAAGCGAUAACUUACUCAUUGAUGGAUUUCCGAGAACUAUGAUACAAGCUGAAGACGUUCAAAAACAACUUCCUGUCAGCUGUGUUAUUUGCUUAGAUGUACCAUUUGAAGAAAUCAUAAAUAGAAUCAGUGGGAGAUACACUCAUGUCCCAAGUGGUAGGACUUACAAUGAUAAUUUUAACCCUCCAAAGCGCAAAGGAUUUGAUGAUGUGACUGGAGAACCUCUAAUACGCAGAGAUGAUGAUGACCUGAUAACUGUUCGUAAACGUUUGGAUGUUUAUCAACUUUCUACUUUACCAUUGCUUGAUUAUUACGGGUACGCCAACUUCGACGUUUUCUUUUGGAAGUGUUUGUAAUAUGUUAGAGCAAUUAUUUUACUUGUAGUUUUUAUUGUAAAGCGUAUGCAAAUUGUUAUUUAAUACUUGAUUGAAACAAGUUAAUAUUUUUAAUUUAUAGUUUGCAGUACAAUUAAAUAAUAGAACCGAAUAAUUAAAAUGUAAUAGCGUACUCAAUUGUGAGCAAUCUUGUGUAAGAGCUACCUUGAGUCAAAGAUCCUACCCCCAAUGAAAUAUAAGCUAAUUUGAAACCUGAAACCUUCAGUAUUUUAACUAUCUAACUACUCAAAAAUGUCACUCCCAGUUGUUCAUUGUUCAGUGUAACACUAUUGGAGUAAACAGUAUUACGUGGAUUCAUUAUUCAAUGUAGUUGAUGUAUAUUUGAAAGCUAAUCAUACAAUACUUAUAAAUCUAGGAUGUUAAUUUCUGUACAAUUUUGACUAAUAAUGGUUUAUUUUUUUAACUCUUCAAUUAAAUAACCAUCAUAUGCUACCGUA
This is a messenger RNA of Schistosoma margrebowiei, 1383 nucleotides long. Lineage: Eukaryota; Metazoa; Platyhelminthes; Trematoda; Strigeidida; Schistosomatidae. The record is from the annotation of a GenBank genome assembly.